ACUACCUGCUCAGGUGCUUAUGGAGCAUGUUUCCUCUGCAGGUGACGACAGGUACGGCAGGAAGUUGAUCACCUUCAGCAGCUGCUGUUUGCCUCCGUCACACCAGCUGAACCACCUCCGCCUGCUGGAGUACCUGAAGUUCACGCUGGACCAGUACGUGGAGAUGGACUACAUCCUGGUGUACUUCCAUCACGGCCUGAGGAGCAGCAACAAGCCGUCACUCAAGUGGCUCCGAGAAGCUUACGGCGAGUUUGACAGGAAGUACAAGAAGAACAUGAAGACGCUUUACGUCGUCCAUCCGACCAACUUCAUCCGCCUCGUCUGGAACCUUUUCAAGCCUCUGAUCAGUCACAAGUUUGGGAAGAAGCUGACGUACGUGAACCACCUGAGCGACCUGUGGGAGCACCUGAACUACCAGCAGCUCCUCGUGCCCCCGGAGGUGCUCAGACACGAUGAAAAGCUCCGAGCUGCUCAGAGAGGACGACCCCCCCCCGCGGUGAGGACCCCCCCGCCCCGCCCCCCCCUGCCCAGCCAGCAGUUUGGAGUCAGUCUGCAGUACUUGAGGGAGAAGAACGCAGAGAUGAUCCCACCUGUGAUGUCGCAGACUGUGACCUACCUGAAGCAGAAAGGUCUGAGGACCGAGGGCAUCUUCAGACGCUCGGCUCGAGUCCAGCUCAUCAAGGACGUCCAGAGGCUCUACAACCUGGGUAAACCGGUGAACUUUGACCUGUACGAGAACGUUCACGUCCCUGCUGUCAUCCUGAAGACGUUCCUCAGAGAGAUGCCCGAACCACUGCUGACCUUCGGGCUCUACAGCCAGGUGCAGGACCUCCUCAACGUGGAGAGCAGUCUGAGGGUCAGCAGGUGUCAGCAGAUGAUGGAAAGUCUUCCUGAACAUAAUUUCAUUGUAGCAAAAUACCUGCUGGGCUUCCUGCACAUGGUGUCCCAGCAGAGCAUCGUGAACAAGAUGAGCUCCUCUAACCUGGCCUGCGUGUUCGGGGUCAACCUGCUGUGGCCUGGCCACGCCCCCCUGUCCCUCGCCGCCCUCACGCCCAUCAACAUGUGCACCGAGAUCCUGGUGGAGCAUUUCCCCAGCGUGUUUGGCUCCCGCAACCCGCCGUCCCAGCGGGACCCUUAAGACCUAAACCCACAAUAAAUACUAAAGAUGCUGGUUUGCUUACAGAUCUUCUCUUCUGCCCUCUUGGACUCUUCAUCCAUUACAGACUGAUAAAUGAUAAUAAGUAAAUUCCAUAAAGAGGUUUUCAUCCCACAAAAACGGACUUUGUGUUUCACCUGAAAGUGUUUAAACACACAGAACAUGUGAAGGAUUCAUUCAAAUGUUUAAACACUUAAAUCAGAAUUGAUCAACAUUUGA
Molecule: messenger RNA, 1375 nt
Organism: Gasterosteus aculeatus aculeatus (three-spined stickleback)
Lineage: Eukaryota; Metazoa; Chordata; Actinopteri; Perciformes; Gasterosteidae
Source: RefSeq, a predicted model, not a curated record